AUGGACUCAAUUCCUCAACUUUCAGAUACUGUGUCGGAAAAGACCAAGAAAACAAAGCAAACAAUUAGCCCUUUUGUUGAAAGCACGAGGAAACAUGCCGAGUCGGCAUUUGAGAAGACUCCUUCAUGGUUUCAACAAUUUAGCAAGAAAACAUACGAGGUAGCGAGAAGAUACCAGUUGUUGUCCGAUUUUACCACCGCCUUUUCUUUAUUGUUUGUCGUGCCCGUAUUGGUUUGGCUUUCAUGGAGUGCUGGUAGUUUGAUUGUCACUAGUGUUACUGGUAUUAUUCUUUGGGCGAUAGCCAACUGCUUCCUUGUUGGUGCCGCAUUCCUUCUUCUGGGGCCAUUUGCGGCGUUUGCCUUCUUCGCUUCACUCUUUAUCACGUUCUGGGUUACUGUUGCACGUCUGGGCUAUUCGGCGUUCCGCUUUAUCUACCACAAAACAAUGUCAUUUCUUGGGGAUCGUGGUGGUGCUCGUGGAUCUAGUAUAUUUUCAGGCAAUACUUGGGGACAAGACGGCCGCGGAUCGGAUGGCAAUAUUCGAGAGUGA
This is a messenger RNA of Paraglomus occultum, 549 nucleotides long. NCBI's taxonomy places the organism in Eukaryota, Fungi, Glomeromycota, Glomeromycetes, Paraglomerales, Paraglomeraceae. The record is from the annotation of a GenBank genome assembly.